CGGGAAUAUUAAUGAACAAGAGGAUUUAUGAAAUGUCUAGAACAAGGAUUAGACUUUAAAUACGGGCAAGCCUGUCAACUUGCAAUGGAACAGUGAAGCAUCAAGAAUAUAGAAUUGUCUUAUAGCCGGUAGAGAGAAUCAGACAGUGCAUUUACGUUUUUUGAUUUAUUUUGGCUAUCGCAAAGACAGUUACUAUAUACAAGUAAACUGGUUUCUACGAAUUUGCUGUUUUCAUGGUGCUGGUUGGAGAAAUUGUAGCUGGACUUCAGAAAUGUUCGAGGACUUUGUUUUACUGCACAAAUAGGAAAGGUUUAAAGCUUCUCCAUAGGUUUAAUGUCAACUUUUCUAGUAAAGCAGCCACUGAGAAAUCUGUACCCAAUACACUUGAUGAAUACAAAGAUCAACUCAGAUGCAGUCCAGUUCAACCAAAUGACCCAAGGCUUCUGAAAGUUUCUAUUCUUGGGGAACCUAAUGCUGGAAAGUCAACCCUCACAAACAGCCUUCUUGGAUGGCGGGUGUGCUCUGUAUCAAGGAAAGUUCACACAACAAGACGUAACACAGCAGCAGUUCUUACAGAAGGCAACACACAGAUUGUGUUCUUAGAUACUCCUGGACUGGUAACACCUGAUCAUGGUAAAAAACAUCACCUAGAUUCUACUCUGACUACAGGCCCCAGUAAAUCUGUUCAACAUGCUGACACAAUUUUGGUCGUGGUUGAUGUAUCAAACAAAUGGACGAGGAAUCAUCUUGACCCCGGUAUAUUAAAGCUGCUUCAUCGGUAUCCGAACAAAGACUGUGUGUUAGUGCUAAACAAGAUAGAUUUAUUACAAUCUAAACAGAAACUGUUGGAAGUUUCUCGGUCGUUGACUAUGGGAAAAGUUGGUGGAAAAGACAUGCCUGCAUUUCCAUCAAGGAGGAAAAACCAGAAAAUAUCCCUCAAUUCAUUGUUCAAAGUUACAGAAGAUAAACUAGAAGAAAACAAUAAGGUUGACACCGAAACAGGUUGGCCUAAUUUCUCCAGAGUUUUUAUGAUAUCAGCUUUGGACGGUAAUGGUGUUGCUGACCUGAAAACAUAUUUUUUGGAGACUGCCCAUCCUUCAUCAUGGCUGUACCAUUGCAGUAUGGUGACGGAUCAAAGUCCAUUGGAGGUUGUACAAAUGGCCGUCCGAGAAAAAAUACUAGAAUAUCUACCCAAGGAAAUCCCUUAUAAUCUGAACUUGGACAUAGAAAUGUGGGAAGUCGAUGAUGCUGGUGUCUUGAAGGUUGCAAUGUCGGUAAUCUGUCCACGACGUGGAUUAGUUAAAAUCCUGAUUGGUCACCGGGGAAGGAUGAUUUCCAGGAUUGCUGAAGAAGCAAAACAAGCUGUUGCCAACACCUUUCAUUGUGAUGUUAGUUUGAAGCUUAUUGUUAAAUAUAAGGAAGACCAAUGAUUAUCAUACACUAGGUUCUUGUAUUUUGAAAGUGUUAAAAGUAUUGAUGAUGGUUUUUUUUGUCACGAGUCCAACUA
Molecule: messenger RNA, 1507 nt
Organism: Limulus polyphemus (Atlantic horseshoe crab)
Lineage: Eukaryota; Metazoa; Arthropoda; Merostomata; Xiphosura; Limulidae
Product: GTPase Era, mitochondrial-like
Exons: 11
Coding region: 234-1430 (398 amino acids)
Biological process (GO): ribosomal small subunit assembly
Cellular component (GO): mitochondrial matrix
Molecular function (GO): rRNA binding; ribosomal small subunit binding; GTP binding
Source: RefSeq, a predicted model, not a curated record